AGCCGCCACGUGACCCGCCGCUACCGCUGAUUGGCGGAGCUGUGCCCUUGCGUCACCUCUGCAGCAGCCGGAGACAGAGCGGGGCGGGUGUAGCUGCUGUUGCAGUGAGGACUCUGGAGCUGGGUGACUGUGUGUGAGGGUCCCCGGCCUGGCCGGGGGGAAGAGACACAUUGCGGCCCGGGAUAGCCAGAGCGAUGAGACGGACGGCUGCCUCCUCAUAGCCUGUGGUGUACCUGCUCUCAUCUCCCCGCGUUCUACAUGUGUCAUCAUACAGUUUAGACCUAGAACGAUCACAUGAUGGGCACGCCGGCAUCCGUCAUCAGCUCCCCCGCAGUCCCCUGGCAGCCCCCGCAGCCGCGAGCCAGGAAAAAGGCCUCAGCCAACAUCUUCAAAGACAUUGACUUGCUGCAGAUACAGACUCUCUUCCGCACCUGUGGGGACGAAUGCGCUGAUGAGCGAGCUCAAAUCAUUUACAAUUGCGCGGGUGACAGGCGCAUCGCAGAAGCUUUGCUCAAGCUCCGAAAGAAGAAAAAGAACAAAAGUCUUAAUUCGUCAUCUCCCAAACUGAAUAGUGACCGGAUCGGGGGGCUCACCAUGCAGAACUUCAAGAAACUCUGCAUCAAUGAAACUGGUCACAGAGGAAGUACUUCCACAGAGGAAGACCCCGAUGAGUCCAGCAGCGGUGACCAGGAGAGACCAUCGCUCUGUGGAACAAAGAAACUAUCGGAACCACAAAGGACAAAAAACAAACUGAUGAGUCUACAGAAGCAGCGACAUAUCUCUGGCUACCUGCACCAAAUAAAGAGAUGAACUUGGUAAAAAUGAAGGAAGGCUGUAGCAACCUGCCAAUCAUACUGCACUGCAAUAAGAAGUCUACUGUAAUGACUGACUGCUUCUCUUAACAAGCUGGUUCCCGGAUGUCUCAGCAUUUAACUAUGGAUGAUGCAGGACAACACUUAACACUCCUAAGCAACGUUCCUUCAGUAAUUUUUUUUACUGUGCGUGUUGGAGAACGUAAUCCAUCCCAGCUAAAUACGUUAAAUCUAUGGGGUCGAUUCAAUUCAGUGACAGGAGCUAACUAUUCAAUACAGCGACAAGUGACACUAAUUGUCAGGAAUUCUUCUCUCACCCCCGGUGGAUGAGAGAGGAAAUCCGACAAAAGUGCGGCCGGCGCGAGGCUGCUUCUGUCGGGAAUCAGCAUCGCGGCGGGGAGUUAAGUCGGAGAAUACCCGUUCUCCCGACAAUUCAACCUGUUAAGUCCGCGAGACCGGGCCUUUGCCGACUUAACUUGAGCUGAAUUGAAUAGCGGCGGGAGCUAACUCCCGUCCCUAUUCAACUGUCGCUGAAUUGAAUCGACCCCCUAUGUUAUAACCAAUCUGGCAGUAUAUAAAGUAUUUGUUACAUAUAGGAAUAGUAAAAAGAGAGGGGGCAGCUUCAGAUGUAAAACACUAUAUACGUCUUGUUCAUAGGCCAGUCCAGUAGUCAUGGAGUAUAUGCAAUCACGCUUAAAUGUUGCAUUAGUGCUCAUGGAACCUGGCACAGUGGGUGAGAUGUUUAAUGUUACGGAAGGUGCCGUUUUGACUAUGAAUUAUUUUAUUUUUUUUACUGCCUUUAUAUAUCGGACUUGACAUUUUAGUCUUAGCAUGGAUUAAUUAAGCAGCAAUAACUACUUGCACAUUGUGACGGCUUUAACCAAUAAAUACUUUCUUAUUUUUUUUUAAUAAACUCAAGGCACAAUUUCCUUCUGGGAAGUAUGAUCUGAUGCGUCACUGUUACACAUAUGAACAGGAAGCAAUAUUGUCACCAUUCCAAUAGUCUGCUUAUUCCUAGUAAGAGUUUGCACACUACAUGACAUAAAUGUAAUAUUGUAACCUAGAACUAGGCUUACCAUACUGUCCCUUUAAACCGGGACACAUUAAUUACACAAGUUCUGUGGCUGGCUGAAAAGCCUGCAUUUCACCUGGUUUUAAGCAGCUACAGGACCUGUGUAAUUCAUGAGUGUCCCGGUUCAAAGGUAUAGUAUGGUAAGCCUACCUAGAACCUUGUCUAGUUACUUCUGUUGUCUGAGUUUCCCAUGUUUAUCCAGCAAUACAGACUUCGUGGAGAUACUUGAAAUGUCAAACUUAUUUUUGUUUUGAUUGUGAUGUAAAUCUGGACAUAUAUAAAAGCAAAGAACAC
Messenger RNA from Pseudophryne corroboree (corroboree frog), 2178 nucleotides. It is a transcript of the gene AVPI1, whose product is annotated as arginine vasopressin induced 1. Bases 295 to 810 code for a protein of 171 amino acids. The record is from RefSeq and is a predicted model, not a curated record. NCBI's taxonomy places the organism in Eukaryota, Metazoa, Chordata, Amphibia, Anura, Myobatrachidae. The transcript is spliced from 3 exons. Gene Ontology annotation, biological process: positive regulation of MAPK cascade.